Messenger RNA from Leptosomus discolor (cuckoo roller), 758 nucleotides. NCBI's taxonomy places the organism in Eukaryota, Metazoa, Chordata, Aves, Leptosomiformes, Leptosomidae. The record is from RefSeq and is a predicted model, not a curated record.
AUGGCGGGGCUCCCCAAGCACAGGUCUGGUGACGGGGAUACCGUCCUGGUGCUGUCUCAUUUAUUUGCUUUAGUGGGACUGGCUUUGAGUAGCUUCUCCGCGGCCUUGCUCGAGAAGAGAGGACGCUGGGCAGUAGGUUUCUGGGGCGGAGAUACCCCCGACGGCCUUUCUGCGGUGCUGGCGGGGCUGUCGCGCCUCCGGAGCCAGGCGCUGGGAGAGCAGCGCGUGUUGGAAGAAGAUCUGUUAAGCGCUGUUUGCAGGGAAGUAGUCGAGAAGUGGUCUGAAUCUCAGAUUGUUGACGCCAAAGAGAAAAAAGCAGAUGAGAUCCAGGCCAUCGCCAGCAUGAUGGAGAAGCAGGCCAAGAUUGUGGUGAAGCCCAAGGAGGUCUCCCAGGAGGAGAAGCAGAGGAAAGCUGCCCUCCUGGCCCAGUAUGCCAACGUGACGGACGAGGAGGAUGGCGAGGACGAACAGGAUGGAUCGGCUGCGACAGCAGUAAAUAUUGGAUCGGAAAAAUCGCUGUUCCGAAACACCAACGUGGAGGAUGUCUUGAACGCCAGGAAGCUGGAACGGGAGCUGCUGCGAGACGAGUUCCAGAAGAAGAAAGAGCAGGACAGACUCCAGCGAGAGAAGGACAAGCUGGCCAAGCAGGAGCGGAAGGAAAAGGAGAAGAAAAGGACACAGAAAGGCGAGCGGAAGCGAUAGCUGGGUUUUCCCGUUGGACUCUCAAGGGAUAAGAUUAAUUACGAAUACGGUGUGUG